AUGGAAACUUCACCUGGUCAUUCGCUGAAUUUGAGUCAGUGUCUAUGCAUGCAGCAGCUGCCGAAAGCAUCGCUUCACUGUGCGGAGAAACGUCGGGAGGCAGCUCAGUUGCAUCAAGAACUGCAACACCAAUUUGAGCUCCUAAACAGCACCCUUUUACGGCAAAUGGGCCUACACUACUCCAUGCUGCCCACAGGAAUGCUGGGGCUAGAAGGGGGCGAGAUUAGAACUCUCCAGGGAAAGCAGUUACAGGGAUAUUCAACAAUUCAUCAGAAGCACGGUUCUCCAAGCAACGACAUGGAAAAAUCGCAGACCACUAUGUCGUCGCCCCUCCGUCGUGGAGAGCUUCCAUCUGAAGGCUCGACCGAAAAGGCCUUUGACUGGUUGCCGUACUGUGAGGACUCACGACCACCGCGAAAAGGGCCAGAAGGUAUUAUCUGCUCAUCGUACUCAAUGAUAGACGAGCAGAUGGAAGGCCAAAACUGUGCUCUUAGUGGAGGAAGAGACGGCACAGCCUCCGACUUCACGCCCCCGUUGAGUUCUUUGCACUGCCAGCAGCAUCACGAAGGGCACGCCGCCCGUGAAGCAUCGCAAGCAAACAAAGUCAUCCCUUGCAUAACUUCAUUGAAACUCAACAAUUCCGAAGAUGGAUCAUCAACACUGCAAAGCGUGGAUCGCAGCGGCACCGAAUCACAAGCUUGCUUGCAACAGCCUGGAGGUAAGGUGCGCCAAACAUGCUGCCUACGUCAAUUCUGUUUCGUCGCUCGGCAGGCAUGGCCAGCAAAAGCGCCCCCUUUUCUCUCCAUCCACAGUACAGAAAAGAAAAUCCCAAUUGCCCACAUAAUGAAGCCCGGUUCACUAAGUCGCAGACCUGGCGCAUCGAAAGCCACCGACGACCACCACCCAACGCGGCGGUCUCCAACACUUUCCAGCGCAUUAGACGCAGGCACCGCAUACCCUACUAUUUCCCAUGACACAUCCGAGCAUACCAGAGAAGGUCAAUGGAAGCCCGCUACGAUUCAAGUGCAGCCACAGCGUCUGCACCCCUUCAGCGCUCCUUCCCAAAUACAGCAGAAGGUCCCUGGUUCUAGCUACCAGCUGUUCCUGCCAACGCAGGCAGUCACGGCAGAGAGCGAGCCUGUCCACCAGCUACUGCAGCAACAGUGGAUAGGGCAGUGGCAACAAAGGCCACAAGAAUGGAAUUGUGUACAGCAAUUCUCACUGCAACGGGCCAGGAUGCAGCAUAUCCCAACCACACAGCAGUUCAGGCAGCGCAGAAGCUAUGGCUUUUUCUCGUACACUCACCCUAUACUUCCCCAAAAUGCGACAGUGCCGUGGGUCACGGUGGUGACUAUCGCUCCCCACUUGCGGAGUUACUGGGAAGGCACGAAUCGUGCUGAGGAGCUAUUUGUUGGAGGGCGAGGAGCACCUCUCCCAAGCAUGAAACGGCCAGUUACCAGUGUUAACGCAUUACUUUCAGGUUACUCUAAACCACCAUAUACAACGGAAGUUCGUCUGCUUUGA
Messenger RNA from Eimeria acervulina, 1524 nucleotides. RefSeq lists its product as hypothetical. NCBI's taxonomy places the organism in Eukaryota, Apicomplexa, Conoidasida, Eucoccidiorida, Eimeriidae. The coding region runs from base 1 to 1524 and encodes 507 amino acids. The record is from RefSeq and is a predicted model, not a curated record. The transcript has a single exon.